AUGGCUCCCUUCCGCGCCGAACACAUGGGGUCCCUCCUGCGGCCCCAAAACCUUCUCGACGCCCGUGAAGCCAUCCGCGACAAGGGCCUUUCCCCCGAAGAGGCCGGACUCCCCGCCAUCGAAAAGGAGGCGGUCGGCAAUGUCGUCAAACUCCAGCAAGAACUCGGCUUCAAGGCCGUCAACAGCGGCGAGUUCAACCGCACCCGCUUCUGGGGCUUGAUGUGGGACGAGUUUGAAGGGUCCGUCGCUCUGCAGGAAGCCGAGGCCAGCAUGUUCCGCCUUUACCACCCGGACGUCGUCAGCCUGAUCGAAAAGGACCGCAAGGUGAUGCCUGGCGACAGUGUCAUUGCGGGCGCCAAGUUGAGACACAACAGGGAGAAAAGCAAGUCGAACUUGCACGAGUUGAAGCUGGUGCAGCAGUUCACCCCGAAGGAGGAGUGGGCGAACAUCAAGUUGACCAUGAUCACCCCGGCCUGGUUCCACAUGCGCUACAAGCAGGGCAAGGCCUAUGCCGAAGGCGUGUAUGCGAAUGACGAGGAGUACUUUGCCGACGUGGCCAAGGUUUAUCAGGAGGAGCUCAAGAUGCUCUAUGAGGCUGGCUUGAGGAAUGUGCAGUUUGAUGAUCCUGGUUUGGCUUACUUCUGCUCCGAAGAGUUCCGCGCCGGUUACGCUUCCGACCCCGACAACACCAUCUCCAUCGACACUCUCCUUGACUCCUACAUCAAGCUUUACAACGACUCCCUCUCCCUCCUCCCCGCCGACUUCCACACCGGCGUACACCUCUGCCGCGGAAACUUCAUCGGGGGCCGCCACUUCGCCUCGGGCGCCUAUGACGUGAUCGCCCAGAAGCUUUUCCAAGAACUCAACGUCAACACCUUCUACCUCGAGUACGACACCGCGCGCGCCGGCGGCUUCGAGCCCCUGCAAUACCUUCCCAAGAACAAGAAUGUCGUGUUGGGUGUGGUGAGCACCAAGCUGAGGGAGUUGGAGAGCAAGGAGGAGGUGAAGAGGAGGGUGGAGGAGGCUGCAAGCUGGGUCGCCAAGGGCACCGGACAGAGCAGGGAGGAGGCGCUGAAGAGAGUCAUGGUCAGCCCCCAGUGCGGCUUCAGUACGCAUGAGAGCGGGUACCCCCUCAGCGAGGACGAUCAGAGGGCCAAGUUGAGGUUGGUGAGAGAGGUUGCGGAUGAGAUCUGGGGGGAGGCCUAA
Messenger RNA from Neurospora hispaniola, 1206 nucleotides. RefSeq lists its product as uncharacterized. The record is from RefSeq and is a predicted model, not a curated record. Gene Ontology annotation, molecular function: zinc ion binding; 5-methyltetrahydropteroyltriglutamate-homocysteine S-methyltransferase activity. The transcript has 2 exons. Bases 1 to 1206 code for a protein of 401 amino acids. Lineage: Eukaryota; Fungi; Ascomycota; Sordariomycetes; Sordariales; Sordariaceae.